AUGUCGUUCCAGCAGUUGCCUACUGCUGCGGACUUUGCUUCAUGGCCGCCUCCCAACUUCAUCGAUCCAGAGACCAGGCGUCCACUAGUCUUGGGCAUAGAAAUACCACUGUUAUGCUUGAUCGUGAUAUUCACUAUGAUGCGGUUUUACAGUCGAGCAGUACUCAUUCGCGCACUUGGAGCGGACGAUUGGUGCAUGCUUGUGGCUACAGUGAUUUCUGUAGCUACAAGUAUAAUGACUUGCAUCUCCACGCAAGCAGAAUACCAAACCGGAUAUCACAUAUGGGAUCUGCGCCCUGAAAUCGCUGCCAAUCCAGUCAAACCUGCCCAGAUCGCAAUGGCGACACAAUUGCUGUUUAUCCCAAUAACUGCUUUGACCAAGGUUUCGAUUCUGUUAACUUAUUUACGAAUUUUCCCGUCAACCACAAACAAGUACUUUUGCUAUUGCAUGUUCGCGUUCACCGCGAUAUGGUCGCUUAUCUCUUUCUUUCUUGCUUUGUUUCAGUGCAAACCCAUUGAGGCAUACUGGUUACUUGCUAAAUAUCCAAACCGCGAGUGCAUUGACAUAGCUCCCCUCUUUUAUACCACUGGAGGCCUCAACAUUCUCAGUGAUUUUCUGAUCUUCCUCUGGCCUGCAAAAGAUCUCGCAAAAAUUCGGAUCUCCCUCAAGCAAAGAGUGACACUGAUAAUCAUGUUCACUCUUGGUGUCAUCAUAUGCGUCGCGGGCGUCUGUCGCCUCUGGUACACGUCAAUUUACAUACACUCCUACGACUCAUCCUGGCACGGAUCCACCCUCUACGUUAUCGUCGCGAUCGAAACCAGCAUCGGCAUCAUCUGCGGUUGCAUCCCCGCCUGCAAACCUCUCAUGUCCAAGAUCGCCCCGCGCAUCUUCAACUCGACACACAGCUCGACGCAUCGCUCCACACACAAAAAGGGUUCGAAAUUUGCGGGGCAAUCGUUCCCCUUCCAGUCCCUCAACGGCGGCAUAGUAGUGAAGGAGGGAUAUAGUGUGGAAUAUGACGAUGCGAGGAGUCAGUAUCAGGGUCGGCAUACUACUACUCAAGUCACAACAAUGGCCAAAGAUGCGGAUGCGAUCAGUGCGGACAGUCAGGAAUGGAUCAUGUUGCAGGACAAUCCGCAAGAUGCUUUAGCUAAGGUGCAAUCGAAGGGAAAUACUUGA
This is a messenger RNA of Aaosphaeria arxii CBS 175.79, 1179 nucleotides long. RefSeq lists its product as uncharacterized. The record is from RefSeq and is a predicted model, not a curated record. The transcript has 10 exons. Bases 1 to 1179 code for a protein of 392 amino acids. NCBI's taxonomy places the organism in Eukaryota, Fungi, Ascomycota, Dothideomycetes, Pleosporales.